UCCUUUCCGCGGAUUAUCGCGAUAGGAAUUUGCGUGAGGCUCAGUGGCAUGAAGUGGCAGAAACACUAAAUAUGCAACGAGCCGAAGUAUCAGCCAAGUGGAACAGCCUUCGUUGUUCUUUUCGCGCGGCCUUCAACCGAAGGGCUCAUACAAAAAGUGGACAAGGUGCUGGAAGAACGCCUACUAUGAACCCACUCUACAAAUCGCUAAAGUUCCUCGAGCCUACAUUAAAUGUUGAAGCGAGCACCACUUCAAAUUUAAUAAAUGACAGCUCGUCGACCCUGACCACUCCAACAAUAUUGUUUGAGUCGGAAACGGUAUCUGGCGAUAUACCACCAACGCCAUCUACUUCACGACCCAAUUUAAGGAAACGUCGUGUUGAAAAAAAUGACGAUGGAUACAUUGAAGUAGUUCAACGUGCGCUGGAGACCCUCACAUCUGCUACAAAAACUGAUGCUUGGGAUGAUUUAGGCAACUUUGUGGCAUCAAACGGCCGUGAGUGGGACCAAGAAUUUCCACAACUGGCCAGAGAAUUCAAGCGGGACAUAUGUGAGUUGAUAUUUAAGUAUCAGCAGAAAUUCACACGGUAAAAACAGUUGCAGAAUUGUAUAUGUAAUAAAACAUAAUUUUGCUGUUAUUUUAUAGCUCAGCAUAAUGCCGUUUAAAUAUAAAGUCUUUAACUAGUCAAAUGAAAUGAUGUACCA
Messenger RNA from Zeugodacus cucurbitae (melon fly), 704 nucleotides. RefSeq lists its product as uncharacterized. The transcript has 3 exons. The coding region runs from base 72 to 590 and encodes 172 amino acids. The record is from RefSeq and is a predicted model, not a curated record. NCBI's taxonomy places the organism in Eukaryota, Metazoa, Arthropoda, Insecta, Diptera, Tephritidae.